GGUUGUGCGUGCCUGUGCGCGCGGGUUUGUGUGCGUGCGUGUGUGUUUGUAGCGGCGGUGGUGGGAACGGCAGCCAAGAUGGCGGCGCUGAAAGAGGAGCGGAGCUACGGGCUGUCCUGUGGAAGAGUGAGCAACGGCAGUAAUGUCUCCGUCUUCCACGUCAAACUCACUGACAGCGCGCUGAGGGCCUUCGAGGGUUACCGGGGCGGCAAGGUCCUGUCAUCACAACCAUUGAUUACAUUUAAUGGAAACCAAGGGAAAAUUUCAAUACCACGGUCAGAAAAUUCCAAUGAACUACACACUUUUACUUUCUACCUGUCCAACGUGGGCAGAGACAACCCUCAGGGCAGCUUCGACUGCAUCCAGCAGUACAUCACCAGCGAGGGUAGCAUUCAGCUGGAUUGUUUGGGUGCCAUCCAAGACAAGAUUACUGUAUGUGCCACGGACGAGUCUUACCAGAAGGCCAGAGAAAGCAUGGCCCAGGUCGAGGAGGAGACGCGCAGCAGGGGCGCCAUUGUCAUCAAGCCCGGCGGCAGAUUCGUUGGGAAAAGGGUUCAGAUCCGGAAACCGGUAUCGGCCUUGUCCGACGUGGCCCCCUCGCGCAGGUCCUCUCGGCCAGUCAUCAUUUCCAGCAGCGCGGUCAAGAAAGCAAGCACUCAGCACAGGCCGCUCAGAGAACGCCUGGUCCACCUGCUGGCCCUCAAGCCUUACAAGAAGCCCGAGCUGCUCCUGAGGUUGCAGAAAGACGGCCUCUUGCAGUCAGACAAAGACUCCCUGGACAGCCACUUGCAACAGGUGGCAAACCUGAACGGGAAAGAUAAUACCCUCACAUUAAAAGACUUUUUGUACAAGGAAGUUCAUAAAGACUGGCCUGGAUACACGGAAGGAGACCAGCAGCUUCUUAAGAGAAUCUUAUUCAGGAAGCAGUGCCAGCCUCAGAACAAUGCUACUGCUGCUCCACAAGAGAGCCCGCCCAAGGAGUUAGCCAGCAGCUCAACGUCUCCGAAACGUCCAGCGGCAGACUUCAUUGACCCCCUCACCAAUAAGAAGCCGAGGAUAUCGCACCUUGCCAGCAAAACUGCACCAAGCCCGAUCAACGGCAAGCUCAGCUCUUCCAACGUCAAAGGGGAGGCAGGCGGAGCGCAGCCAGUACUCGGCGCUCCCCUGUCAGAUGGCGCCCUGACAUCCAGUUCCCAGCCGCUCCCCUUGCUGGACAUCCCCCGACCGUUCGAGGCGCUGUCGGACGUCAGCAACGACUCGAGCCACAAUGGCCGAGACUGCGACGCCCAUGAAAUGGUGGCGGAGAGGCUCGGCCAUGUGCCUUCGUUUCCUUUGGUGACGACCGCGCCCGUCGUCGGCGCAUCCCCCACGCCUCUUUUGCGCGGCGAGAGUCCGUCAGCCACUACUGGUAGCAAAAAGCCCAAGAAAAAGUCCAAAAAGCAUAAAGACAAGGACAAGAAAGAUAAGGGGAGAGCCAAAGGCCAAGAGGAAAAGGAGAGGAAGAGUCCACACACAGUGCCUGAGCCUGACAGAAACUGUGGGAUGAGCCCAGAAAACCUCAAAAGCAACAGUAUUCCACUCAAAAGCACAACUCUGAAUGGAAUGUGCAAAAGUACCGGUAUUUCAUCAUCACCAGAGGUGGCGGACUACUUAUUGAAGUACACAGUGAUCACGUCUCCAGAGCAGCGUCAGAGGUAUAAAAACGACUUCAACUCGGAGUACAGCGAGUACCGCGGUCUGCAUGCUCGUAUCGAGAGCAUCACCAGGCACUUCACUGAGCUGGAUAACGAGCUAAAGAAGCUCCAACAAGGCACAGACAAGUACAAGACAAUCCACAAUCAGAUACUCCAAGAGUAUCAUAACAUUAAAAAGAUUAAUCCCCUCUAUAGCCAAGAGAAAAACCGCUGUGAAUAUCUGCACAACAAACUGGCACAUAUCAAAAGAGUCAUCGGCGAGUACGAUCAACAGCAACUCUGAAAGUAGAAGUACUUAUUUGGACAAGGAAAAAAAAAAAAAAAAAAAACCUGGAAUUAUUUUUUUGUUUUUUUUUUUGCGUUUGGACGAGGAUGCUACUCAUUUAGGCCAAAGGCUCACAUGAGGACUCGAACAAGGACACGGAAUCUUUGUCCUCUAUUUACUUGUCUUUUCGUUGGGGAAGAUGUCACCGCAGGUUCUUGUGAGGCUGUUUUUUUUUUUCUCAGCUUCUUCCAGUGAGAUGUGAAAGAAUCAGGGAAUUAAAAAAAAAAAAAAAAACUACUUCUUUCCAAGGAAAUGUCUGUCCUGCUUUUGAGACUGGGAAGUGCAGGCCAAAUGUUUGUUUUGAGUUAGGAAAAAUAAUGAAAGUCUUCCCCGUCUUAUAUAUAUUGAAAUAUAUUUAUUUUCACGGCCUCUGCGUGAUGGGGAAUAUCAGCGCUUAAUCAAGGCCGUCUCUCCUCAUUUUGAACGUCAGCCAGUAUUCUAUUCAAAAGCUGCCUUUUGCCCUUCAUGCUUCUCUCUUUAAAAGAGAGCACGCACGUCGAUGGAGUCGCACGCCAUGCUUUCCGGAAGUCUUAAGUCUCCCAUCCCUUUAUUCACGAGCGCUUUAAAUCACCAAAGCCUGUUGUCUCACUGCUCAUCAUGCUUGAGAAGAGCUGCUCUUCCGCAGGUGGCCAACAGAGAACGUCGGAUUCAAUUCUAAAAAAAGAUAAAACCUGUGUGCGAAAACACCUUUUAAGCCUUUAACUCAUAAACUCUACUGACAAAAAAGCUAGGGGUGAACCUAAAAUGCAAUAUAAUCUUUACAAGUUAACUUGACCCUCUCUAAACCUUUAAAUGGACCUCACCAACUGUUCAACAUUUGAUCAUUUUUUUUGCACAAGGAGCUGAAAAUUUCACUUCCCAGGACCUCCGCGUUUAUGCUUUUCUCCGACUCUCACCAUCUAUCAUUAUCUCUACUGAAACCUGCCCAUGACACUUUUGAAACUUAAGGCCCAGUGGCCACCUGCAGGUGUUAGAUCCAUGAUUUCCAAGGAUGUACACUUCUUAGCCUUUCUGUCAUUCUUCCAGUCUCUAUUCUGUAUGUCUGUUGCAACGUUUCAGUACGUUUUGCACAACUUGCUGUUCUCUGAUGGAGCUGAACGGCAAUAGGGUUUUCUUCCAUAAAGAUUUCUGAGGAUGUCCGCUUUUAUGCCUUUUUGUGACUAUCCCAACCUUUGAUUGUUCGAUGUCGUCUUGGUCUCAUGAUGAUUCAGCUCCUUGUUCGAGAACAGCAAGUUGUGCAAAAAGUACCAAAACAUUUAUCAGUUGAACGUGCAUUCAAAUGUUUAGACAAAGAUCAAGUUCAUCUGUAAAGGUUAAUGCAUUUUAGGGUCAACCUGAAAUUUCAACUGAAAGCCCAAUUACUUUUUGUGAAUAGCGUAUAUGAUCACAAGCAAACAUUUAGUAUGGCAGAUCUCCACGGCCGAUCACGUUGCGUCCGCAUACCUGUUAACACGAAGCCAUCCUCCACCGCAACAGACGCUCGCCCCGCUAUCGACUUUUGCCUCCCCCCCCCCCCCCCCCCCGCCACACUUGAUGUCAGAUGAGCUUGCAGAAUAGCAAACAGCAUAUGGAGAUCCUUUAUAUCAGGGGUUAGGAAACCUGCGGCCCAUGGGUGAAGUUACAUGCCAAGAAUAAAUUUAAAGAAACUGUGAUGAAAAGCCCACAAAUGCUCAGUUAUUUUGUAAUAAAUUUAGUGUAGCAACCCAAAAUGGCCCCCGAUAGGAAAAAGAACCCCUGCUUUGUGAAGAUGACAAAUCACGUUUUCUCCUUCAGCUUGCUGUGAUCUGUGAGGUUGUUUUUUGGGCCAAGUUACAUUACUAUUAUUUUUAUUUAUUUUUGUUUCUUUGUUCAUGUGACUAUUUUCUUCGUCGGUGUGCAUGCUUUCUGAAUGAACAAUCGUUGCGUCUUCAUUAGGAGCAGAGAAUAAGGUUUGACAAAAAUCCAAGCUCUGUUUCAAUGUGAAGAAUUGGACUCGUGUUAGGAAUUAUUUUUUCUUCUUCCUUAAGUGCUUUCCCAAUGUGAGAAUUUGCAGCACUGUUUCUGUUUGCAUACUGACCUGUCCUGGCCUGUAUGAAAAUCCGUUGUGAGUGACUAUUCAGCCGCGCAGGAGUGAUUGUGCCAAAAGGACCUUGUAGAAUACUUUUUCCUCACCCUCUUUGCUUGUCUUGCUAAUGUACAAGCAAAAAAAAAAAAAAAAAAAAAGGGGGGGGGGCGAUUUGGGGGUGCACACACGGGAGGCAGAAGAGUCUGAAAAUGUCAGCACUUAAAACCCAAAGCAUGCUUUUUGAAAACCAUAAGGGACUGGGACUGAAAUGAAAAUCUUUUGUUUCAAUAAAAAUUAUUUAAAAUCCUGAUUGGUCAAAUUUUUAACCUUAUUAUUGCUGUCUGUCUGAUUGAUUGUGGAAUAUAUUGGGGGCCUGCUUAUGGUUCAAGCACAUAU
Molecule: messenger RNA, 4459 nt
Organism: Phycodurus eques (leafy seadragon)
Lineage: Eukaryota; Metazoa; Chordata; Actinopteri; Syngnathiformes; Syngnathidae
Gene: ell
Product: elongation factor RNA polymerase II
Exons: 12
Coding region: 79-1977 (632 amino acids)
Biological process (GO): positive regulation of transcription elongation by RNA polymerase II; snRNA transcription by RNA polymerase II; transcription elongation by RNA polymerase II
Cellular component (GO): transcription elongation factor complex
Molecular function (GO): cis-regulatory region sequence-specific DNA binding
Source: RefSeq, a predicted model, not a curated record